Ixodes scapularis (black-legged tick) is the source of this 1524-nucleotide messenger RNA. Its product is annotated as testis-specific serine/threonine-protein kinase 5-like. Gene Ontology annotation, biological process: intracellular signal transduction; microtubule cytoskeleton organization; protein phosphorylation. Gene Ontology annotation, molecular function: protein serine/threonine kinase activity; tau-protein kinase activity; ATP binding. Lineage: Eukaryota; Metazoa; Arthropoda; Arachnida; Ixodida; Ixodidae. The transcript has 4 exons. Gene Ontology annotation, cellular component: cytoplasm. The record is from RefSeq and is a predicted model, not a curated record. The coding region runs from base 1 to 1524 and encodes 507 amino acids.
AUGCGGGAUGCGAAGGUUUCAGGGCUCAUGGCCAAUGCUUUGCCUGUACCAAGAGUAGCAAAUUCUGUGGUGCGCGCGUGCAGCGUGGUGACAAGGGACGGGCUGGCGUACGCCUGCAAGGUGGUGUACACCCGGCGGACGUCUCGCAACUUCCGCGUCAAGUUCCUCCCCCGCCAGCUGGGCAUCCUGAGCCGCCUCCGGCACUCGCAUAUCGUCCGGGUCCUGGAGAUCCUGCACCGACCCAGCCGGGUCUUCAUCGUCAUGGAGCUGGUCCUGGGCGGGAACCUGUUCACCCUCGUCUCGGUGAGUCGGCUCCCCGAAAGCCGCGCCCACGAGCUGUUCGUGCAACUGGCCUGCGCCGUGGCCUACCUGCACCGGCACGACAUCGCCCACCGAGACAUCAAGUGCGAGAACGUGCUCCUCUCGCGCGACGGCAUCGUCAAGCUGGCGGACUUCGGCUUCAGCCGCUACUGCGGUGAGCCCCGGGAAGCGGCCCAGACGUAUUGCGGCAGCGAGGCGUACGCGGCGCCGGAGGUGCUCAAGGGAGUCCGGUACCUGCCCAAGAGCGCGGACAUGUGGAGCCUUGGCGCCGUGCUCUUCGUGCUGGUUACCGGGGCCCUGCCCUUCGACGUGGAGAACCUGGCUCGGCAGGUCCGGCAGCAGAUGACCCGCACCGUCCGCUUCCCGAGGCAGCUCGUGGCCACGCCAGAGCUUAGGAACGUCAUCCGGACUCUGCUCGAGCCCGUGGUGCACCUUAGGGGGACCAUGGGACAGCUGGUCAGGCAUCGCUGGAUGAGGAUGUAUCCGGAUCCGCUCAAGAGACUGGCCAAGCGUUCGCUGAAGCAGUCUCGCGAAGGAUCCCCCGUGGUCUCGGCCAUGCUUCACCGGCCGUUCAGCAACAUCGCAGAGGAUGGCACGGUCCUGGCAUCGCUGACGCGUCAGGCGGCGCUGGAGGACUUGUUCGCAUCCGAUAAGAGCAACCUGACCUCCCAGGUGGAGUCCUUCGACUGGGCGCACGCCGACCACCAGGAGGUGCAACACGGCUCGCUCUACUCUAGCAGGGUGAACUACACUUCCCAAGACGUGGCCUCCGACUUCUGGGACAGGGCCAAAGAGGGCUGCAGCUUCGCCGAUACGGGGGCCCACGGAAAGCGGUCCGAGCCCCAGAGUCCGAAAGACUUCUUCGCGUCGCUGAAACCGGACGAAGGUGCCUGCAAGUACACGGAUGACGCCAAGGCGGGCCAAGCGUUUCGGGAGGUCGGGGAUCCCAGCCAACGGCUGACAGACUUCGCGAGCAAGCUGUACCAUACUGACGACCAUCAAAGCUACGACCACGCGGACUUCGUGGUUUGUCCCACAUUCGACGACGACAACCUCGAGGCGCAAUUUGAGGCGUUGAUGGCGACCUUCAAGAACAAGUCUACCAGGUCGGGGACUUCGAGCGAGCCGUCCGAGAAGUCGUUUGAAGCGGGCUCGGACUUGCUAGGACAUCGUUCGAUGGCCAGGACGUCGCCGAACAAAUAG